This is a messenger RNA of Penicillium concentricum, 303 nucleotides long. RefSeq lists its product as uncharacterized. The transcript has a single exon. The record is from RefSeq and is a predicted model, not a curated record. Bases 1 to 303 code for a protein of 100 amino acids. NCBI's taxonomy places the organism in Eukaryota, Fungi, Ascomycota, Eurotiomycetes, Eurotiales, Aspergillaceae.
AUGGGGAUGUGUCCUGCCAUGCACCCCUAUCUGCUAAUUUCACUUAUUGCCCUGAUGAGGGCCAGUAUCGUCAGCGCUGCCUUCUCAGCCGAUGCAGUGGUCUUCGGCGACACCGUCGGCAACUUGACUCUGUUCGAGAUGUCCGACUGUAUCCGGUCUCGGUGUGAUUUCUUUGGCUUCAUAUGCUUCGCUCUGGAUGUUAUCGGGUCCUUUAAAAUUCCCAGCUGGGUGGGGUUUGGAUGGGUGUCCGAGAAGUUAAUCUACACUAUUAGCGUGUUUCUAUUCCGCUCGCUGUUUGAAUAG